Closterium sp. Naga37s-1 is the source of this 417-nucleotide messenger RNA. The record is from the annotation of a GenBank genome assembly. Lineage: Eukaryota; Viridiplantae; Streptophyta; Zygnematophyceae; Desmidiales; Closteriaceae.
UCUCAUCUCACAUUCCCUUCCCCCACCACUUACUCCCAUCUCAUCUCCUCUACCCAUACCACUUACUCCCAGCUCACAUCCACUACCCAUACCACUUACUUCCAGCUCACAUCCACUACCCAUACCAUUUGCUUCCAGCACACAUCCACUACCCAUACCACUUACUCCCAGCUCACAUCCCCUACCCAUACCAUUUACUCCCAGCUCACAUCCUCUACCCACACCAUUUACUCCCAGCUCCCAUACCGCUUACACCUAUCUCACCUCCCCUCGCCCUUACCACUUAUUCUCAUCUCCUAUGCCCCUACUACCACAUCCAGCACACCACUUACUUCCUAUCCGUUUCCCCCUUACCUCCCGAUUAUUUUCCCAUUUCACUCACCCCAUCCCCGCCUUUGCCCGUGCGUUUAUCCGUGA